AUGUUACAUUGCAUCACUACGAUCUUCCUCAGUAUCUCGAGGAUGACUAUGGAGGAUGGACCAAUCGCAGAAUCAUACUUUACUGCUUAUGCAGAUGUUUGCUUUAGAGAGUUUGGGAACCAUGUCAAAUUCUGGACCACUAUCAACGAGGCUAAUGUAUUCACUAUCGGAGGUUACAACGAUGGGACUUCACCGCCUGGUCGUUGUUCUAACUGCUCGUCAGGGAACUCUUCCACUGAAACAUACAUUGUAGGCCAUAACUUGCUUCUUGCACACGCCUCUGUUUCCAGACUAUAUCAGCAAAAGUACAAGGAUAAGCAAGGAGGUUCUGUAGGGUUUAGCUUAUAUGCAUUUGAGUUUAUUCCUCAGACAAGCUCUUCUAAGGAUGAUGAAAUUGCAAUCCAAAGAGCCAAAGACUUCUUCUACGGCUGGAUACUUGGGCCUCUUACAUUUGGAGACUAUCCUGAUGAAAUGAAAAGAGCUGUGGGAUCAAGACUGCCAAUUUUCUCAAAGGAAGAAUCAGAACAAGUUAAAGGCUCCUCUGACUUCAUAGGAAUCAUGCACUAUUUUCCGGCUUUGGUGGAAAACAUUAAACUUAAACCGUCUCUUUCAAGAAACACGGAUUUCUACUCAGACAUGGGUGUAUCUUUGACUUACCUUGGCAAUUUUUCAGGUUUCGGGUAUGAUGUUUUUCCAUGGGCUAUGGAAAGUGUCCUGGAAUAUAUAAAGCAGACCUAUGGCAAUCCUCCUGUCUACAUUCUUGAGAAUGGUACACCGAUGAAGCCAGAUUUGGAGCUGCAACAGAAGGACACACGUAGGAUUGAGUACUUACAAGCUUACAUUGGUGCUGUACUCAAAGCCGUUAGGAAUGGAUCAGACACGAGAGGCUACUUCGUAUGAUCAUUUAUGGAUUUGUUCGAGUUACUAAGUGGAUACGAGCUUAGUUAUGGAUUGUACCCUGUCAACUUCAGCGAUCCUUAUCGCAAGAGAUCUCCCAAACUCUCUGCUCACUGGUACUCUGAUUUUCUCAAGGGGAAAAUCACCUUUUUUGGUUCCCAAGGCAUCAAACAAUUGCAUAGCAACUUCUCUUAUUCCUCCUUGUAGUGAAUUGCAUUUCUAAUAAAUCCGGCUCAGUUUGAUAAAGUCCG
This is a messenger RNA of Arabidopsis thaliana (thale cress), 1148 nucleotides long. RefSeq names its product beta glucosidase 2 (gene BGLU2). Gene Ontology annotation, molecular function: beta-glucosidase activity; hydrolase activity, hydrolyzing O-glycosyl compounds. Gene Ontology annotation, biological process: carbohydrate metabolic process. The coding region runs from base 1 to 900 and encodes 299 amino acids. Lineage: Eukaryota; Viridiplantae; Streptophyta; Magnoliopsida; Brassicales; Brassicaceae. The transcript has 8 exons. The record is from RefSeq and is marked reviewed.